AUGCUUUGGUUCGUGGCGGGCCUCACUGAAAGAACUGGACCAUCCCCCGUCUCGAGGAGAUUAUUAUCGACACAAUUCCUGUUUCCUCUGCACUCGGUCACUUGAACUCGGACUGCCCACUACCGACACUGCCCACUACCGACUGCCGGGUGGAGCACGAGGAAAGCUGCCCUUCCUCAGCCUUCGGCAUAGAAAAUGCGGCCUCCAUGAAUUUUAUGCGAAGCGUGGAGCGUUUCUAGCAGGCGUUUGAUGUAGGGUUUUCUGGUUCUGGUGAAAAGAACGAGCUUGACAUGGAGAAAUCAUAUGAUUUGAUGGCGUUUGGCGUUAGGAAUUGUUGAGCAGUAAUGAGAUAUCUUUCUCUCUCAUUUGACUCAUUCUCGACCAGUGCUUCGCUGCAUGAGAGGUCAACGGUGGCUAUCAUGAGAGUGGAACUCCAAACUGGAAAAAAGCAGCAAAUGGACAGUCAUUACGUCAAUGCACCAGAACCAUAUGUAGUCGAAGAGAAUUUUGAAGGAUACUUCCCCGACCAUAAUGAUCUCACACUUGCACAAAUUCUUCAGGAUCAGGAAACUGUCUAUGAGUCGUUGCAAAGGGAUGGCCAGUUUGAUACAGGCAAUUCUUCGAGCACCACUACCAUGGGAGAUCGUGAUGGUAGACUUCAGAGCCGUGAAAAUUCUUCUCAAACUGUAAUUGUUGACUCUCAGUUGGCCAUGGAUGAAGAGUAUGCCAGAGAAUUGCAAGAGUUAGAGAAUCAACUUUCUUAUGCUUCCCUCAACAGAACUUCUGCAACAGGAACUGAUUUUGCUCGUGCACAGUCUGCUACAUCAAACAGUGAAGGCACUUCUGCCAAUAACACCGCAACUCAGGUUGAUAGGCAGGAUAAUGUUGACCCAGAUAAUAUGACUUAUGAGGAAUUGCAAUCAUUAGGUGAAGCUAUUGGUAAGGCAAGCAGAGGAUUAUCUGAUGAGCUUAUAUCUUACUUGCCAACUUCUACAUACAAAAAUGGGUUAUUUUCAAGAAGAGAGAAAAUUGAAGAAUGCGUGAUUUGUUGUAUGCCUUACGAGAACAGAGAUAAGCUGAUCACAUUACCCUGCCAGCAUCAAUACCACAAAGAUUGUGUUAGUCAUUGGUUAAAAAUCAAUAAGGUAAUUUUGUAAGGUUAUAUACUUAUA
This is a messenger RNA of Dendrobium catenatum, 1172 nucleotides long. RefSeq names its product E3 ubiquitin ligase BIG BROTHER-related-like. The coding region runs from base 345 to 1157 and encodes 270 amino acids. Gene Ontology annotation, molecular function: ubiquitin-protein transferase activity; ubiquitin conjugating enzyme binding. Gene Ontology annotation, biological process: negative regulation of organ growth; protein ubiquitination. The transcript is spliced from 9 exons. The record is from RefSeq and is a predicted model, not a curated record. Lineage: Eukaryota; Viridiplantae; Streptophyta; Magnoliopsida; Asparagales; Orchidaceae.